Molecule: messenger RNA, 102 nt
Organism: Mirounga angustirostris (Northern elephant seal)
Lineage: Eukaryota; Metazoa; Chordata; Mammalia; Carnivora; Phocidae
Gene: BLACAT1
Product: BLACAT1 overlapping LEMD1 locus
Exons: 1
Coding region: 1-102 (33 amino acids)
Source: RefSeq, a predicted model, not a curated record
AUGCCCCAGUUCACUUUCGCCUGCUUCUGUGGCCUCCACGGCUUCUGCAAGAUGAAGAGGAAGAAGGAGGAAGUUCACAGAGAGCGGGAAACGGCAGUGUGA